CUUAGUGAGAGUUUGGAUGGAUAGGACGAUGCGUUUAAUUUAUUUUUGUCUGUUACAAUAUGGUUUCAGUAUUUAAUCUUAUGGCCAUUAUUAUUUUUACAUACACUCAUCUAAACUCAAUCUUACUUGACCUCCUCUUAACACCCUCAGCCUCUUUAUUUAAACCCCAAUUUCAUCUCCAAACUACAUUUUUGUGGCUGUUUGGGUUAUUUUCAUAUUUUCACUUAUUCCCCACUUGCUACACCCUCAUCCUCUUGAGAAAAUUAUUAGUAAAUUGUGUAAUAAAAUGGCAGAGAUAUCUUACGGAGGUUUUAUGGGUGUAAUGGCUAUUUUGGCUCUUGGUUUCGCCAUUGUUUCACCUUAUGUUGAGGCUCAAGCUUCUGCACCAGCUCCUUCUCCUACAAGUGAUGGAACUUCAAUUGAUCAAGGGAUUGCUUAUGUGCUAAUGCUUGUGGCAUUGAUGCUCACAUAUCUUAUCCACCCUUUAGAUGCUUCCUCCUACACCUUCUUUUGAUUUAUUUAUUUAGGAUUAUGAAUUGAGACAUUCAUUUAUGUUGGAGAUUGCUGUGGCUAAAUCUAUGAACCUUUAUUUAUUUAUUUUCAUGAGGUGAUGGGUGGAUGGUUUCCAUUUAUUUUUA
Molecule: messenger RNA, 638 nt
Organism: Gossypium raimondii (Peruvian cotton)
Lineage: Eukaryota; Viridiplantae; Streptophyta; Magnoliopsida; Malvales; Malvaceae
Product: arabinogalactan protein 20
Exons: 2
Coding region: 287-514 (75 amino acids)
Source: RefSeq, a predicted model, not a curated record